GCUCCUGUGAGUCUCAUAGUGGUGCGAGCAGCAGGAAUGCGAAGAUGGCUACAGAUCUGGGAGAGCUACUGGUCCCGUACAUGCCCACCAUUAGAGUACCGAGGACAGGAGACAGGGUUUUCAAGAGCGAAUGUGCUUUUUCCUACGACUCUCCAGAAUCAGAAGGAGGUCUGUAUGUGUGCAUGAACUCAUUCUUGGGUUUUGGAAGAGAACACGUGGAGAGACAUUACCGGAAAACUGGACAGAGUGUUUACAUGCACUUAAAACGGCAUGUGAAAGAGAAAGCCACAGGUGCUGCAGGGGGUGCCUUACCAAGAAGAAGAAAUGGAAAAGUAUUUUUAGAUUUAGAACUCAACCGUGAUUUUAAUGGAGAUGAUUAUGAGUAUGAAGAUGAAGCCAAGCUUGUCAUAUUUCCAGACCACUUUGAGAUUCCUUUACCAAAUAUUGAGGAGUUGCCCGCACUGGUGUCAAUAGCCUGUGACGCUGUCCUCACUGCUCCAUCUCCAUACAAAAAAAAGGAGUCUGAUUCAUGGGAAGAGGAGAUCCAAGUGUCUAGACAUGCCAGAAGUCUCAGACAGCUGGAGAAUGGGGUUCGGAUUCCUCCCAGUGGCUGGAAGUGUGCCAAGUGUGAAAUGAGAGAGAACCUGUGGCUAAACUUGAUGGAUGGAUCUGUCCUCUGUGGGAAAUGGUUCUUUGAUGGGAGUGGAGGGAACGGACAUGCCCUUGAGCACUACAGAGAAACCAACUUCCCACUGGCAGUUAAACUUGACACAAUAACACCAGAUGGAGCAGAUGUUUAUUCUUUCGAUGAAGAAGAAGCAGUGCUCGAUCCUCACAUAUCAGAACAUUUGUUACACUUCGGAAUAGAUAUGCUGCAAAUGCAAAGGACAGAGAAUGGCAACCACACAGACAACCACGUGCAGCCGCGAGUGAGCGACUGGGAAGUGAUUCAGGAGGCGGGGCUAAAGCUGAAGCCUGUCUAUGGCUCAGGAUAUACAGGCAUCAAAAACCUUGGCAACAGCUGCUACCUUGGCACCACUAUGCAAGUUCUGUUCAGUAUUCCAGAGUUUCAGAGAGCGUAUGUAGGGAGUCUACAGAGAAUAUUUGACUACUCACCUCUUGAUCCAACUCAGGACUUCAACACACAGAUGGCGAAACUAGGCCAUGGACUUCUCUCAGGCCAGUACUCUAAACCUCCAAUGAAAUCAGAACUCAUUGAACAGGUGAUAAAAGAAGAAUACAAGCAGCAGCAAAGAGGAAUUUCGCCAAAGAUGUUUAAAGCCCUGGUCAGUAAAGGACACCCAGAGUUCUCCUCAAACCGGCAACAAGAUGCUCAUGAAUUCUUUCAGCACCUAAUUAACCUAGUUGAGAGGAACAGUAGUGGCUCUGAGAACCCUAGUGAUGUGUUACGUUUCAUAGUGGAGGAGCGGGUCCAGUGCUGUCAGUCACAGAAAGUGCGGUACACACAGAGAGUGGACUAUCUUAUGCAGCUGCCUGCACCCCUUGAGGCUGCCAGCAAUAGAGAGGAGCUUAUAGCAUAUGAGAUUAAGAGAAAGGAAGCUGAGGAGAACACGCGGCCCCUUCCAGACCCAGUGAGAGCACGAAUCCCCUUCACUGCCUGUCUACAAGCCUUCACUGAGCCAGAUAAUGUUCCAGACUUCUGGAGCUCUGCACUGCAAGCCAAGUCAGCUGGAGUGAAGACAUCUCGCUUUGCAACCUUUCCUGAGUACAUGGUAGUACAGAUGAAGAAGUUCACAUUUGGGGUGGACUGGGUACCCAAAAAGAUAGAUAUUUCUGUAGAUUUACCUGAUUUCCUGGACUUAAAUCGUCUCCGGGCCACAGGGCUGCAGCCUGGAGAAGAGGAAUUGCCUGACCUUACACCUCCCAUUGUCAUUCAUGAAGAUACCAGAGGCAGUUCAACAAACAACUCUUUGGAAUCUCCAGAAAUAGAUGAAUCAUCUGUGAUGCAACUAGCAGAGAUGGGCUUCCCCCUGGAGGCCUGUCGGAAGGCAGUGUACUAUACUGGGAAUAUGGGGGCAGAGAUGGCCUUUAACUGGAUAAUAGCGCACAUGGAAGAGCCAGAUUUUGCUGAGCCUCUGGCAGUUCCCACUUAUAUGGAACCAGACCUACCCAGCCCCAGCCUUCCUGCUAUUAGUCCACUACUUGACAACCAGCCUCCAGAAGAGAGCAUCUCCAUCCUUACUUCCAUGGGCUUUCCCAGAAAUCACACUAUCAAGGCUCUCAAAGCCACAAAAAACAACUUGGAGCGAGCUCUUGACUGGAUAUUUACCCACCCAGAGUGUGAGGAUGAGAGUGAGGCUAUGUCAGACACGGCAGACACAGAGCCAAAUGAUAACAGCUUCUCAAACGCCAAUGCCUACACUGACUCCUCACUGUCUCCAGAUCAGGACCUGUCCAGUCCCCACGUCAGAGAUGGACCUGGGCGGUAUGAGCUGUUUGCCUUCAUCAGCCAUAUGGGAGCAUCUACAAUGUCGGGUCAUUAUGUCUGUCAUAUCAAAAAAGAGGGAAGAUGGCUGAUUUACAAUGACCACAAAGUGUGUUUGUCAGAGAGGCCUCCUAAAGACUUGGGCUACAUGUACUUUUACCGGCGCCUGUCAAGCUGCUAGAUCUGGAUCUUCAAAAUAUUAUGCACUGCCGUUAGACCAGAGAGUUAUGGGACUCCACUGACACUGCUGGAAACUACGGGAGCAUGUACAUCUGUGAGGAGGAGAGAGGAACUCUCAGUCCCUGCCAAUACCUGCACAGACCCUCACACCACAUGAACAGUCAAGCAGGGAAACAAAUUAUUUCUGUCUGUCUAUGUUGUGAGUGUUUGUUCGUUUUGUGUCUGCUUUAAAGGUAUAGUGGGGUGCGUGCAAUUUUAGGUAUGCAGAUUAUUUUCCUUCUAUAUUAUUAUUUUAUUUAAAAAAUGUUCUCCCCUUUUUCUCCCCAAUUUCGAAUACCCAAUACACUCUAAGUCCUCGUGGUGGCGUAGUGACUCAAUCCAGGUGGUGGAGAAUGAAUCUCUGUUGCCUCCACGUCUGAGACCAUCAAUUUGCACAUUUUAUCACAUGGCUCGUUGAGCGCGUUGCUGCGGAGACAUAGCGCGUGUGGAGGCUUCACGUUAUUCUCUGCGGCAUCCAUGCAACCGGGAUAUACCCUCCCUAGCAAAUGGGACAAUUUAGUUGCUAAGGAGACCUGGCUGGAAUUACUCAGUAUGCCCUGGGAUUCGAACUCCAGGGGUGGUAAUUUUCCUAAUAUAUUCUCAAUUUAUUUGUUACAUUUCUCUUUUUAUACUUUGAGCUCCUGUGCCAGUAUUUUUCAAGAAGACAUAUUUCUUUUGCAACUAUAAUGUGUGCCUGGAUUCAAAAGUGUUAUUUCUGCCAUCCCAGUUGAAAGCUGAAUGUACAUCAGUUUAUUUUAUGUCCUUUGGGUUACCCAGUUGUUUUACCCAGUACUGAAACAACUUAUAAAUCUAUUAGAAUGGAUUUCAGAUAGAUCUGCCACGAAGUGGCUUAAGGGUGCUAUUGAUUCAUGGCAUAAUGUGAUUUUCUCACAGAAAUUUUACAUGCAUAUGUUUUUGAGUCAUGGCUAUAAAGAAAGAAGUCAUGCGCAGUGAGAAAUGGUUUCUAUGUUUUUUGCUGGCCAGUGUAUAAAUAUUGGACUGUGAUCCUUGUUAGAUAGGUCUUACAUGUUGCUGUUUGAUAUGUGCUGCAGUAGAUAGAUACUACUAGCAUUAGGGAUUGAUCUUUCAGGUUUGAUCUCCCCAGGAGCAGAAGUUGGUCUAGUUAACAUACCUUUAGGCAGAAGAACUCUGAUGUAACUUGCAACUUAAACUUGGAAAAAGUCCAAUCUGUUGUUGCAAUUUUAUGAUUGGAAUAGCUUAAAGGAUAUUUCUUUUGAACACUUAUCAUUUUCAUCUUUUUGGUUCAUGUGGACAUGCCCUUUAGGUCUGUGACGGCUUUUAGUCAGUUUGUGAAUGCUGAUCUGAAAAUGCAACGAUAUCACAUUUUCUUGAAAUGUUCAAGUGCUUUGAUGAUAUCCUCAGCAGUUUAAAAACUGGGAUCAGUUUGAUGUAGUUUGUGAUCUCAGUCUUAUAGAAUGUAGUACUGUUUUUAUCUGGUACCUAAGUAAUAUGCAAGGACAAAAAUAACUGAAUUAUAUGCAGUGUUAUACAAAGAACUAUUUCUGAUAAAUGGAUAUAUUCUUUCUGGAACUCAUUAUUACCAAAUUCUCCUCAAGCUUUAUGACAUAUCUGACAAACUUGGCUCUGCCCACAUCAAACCUCACACUUACCCAUUUGUUAUUACCAAACAAAACACUAAUGUAUACUUGGCAGGUACUCUUUAAAGUGUUAUAUUAUUACGUAAGGCUCAGUCUGAUAUUUAGCAGCACUGAAUUUAUGUUAAAUAUUCAUUGUUUUAUUACCUCUCUCAGGCUGAGGUGGGGCCUGUGAAUCUCAAUUUUGUUCAACUGAAUAUUGCACAUACUGCUGUAAACUGCACCCUGUCCUUUUUCUUUUAAUUUUGUGCACUUUCUGUUAAGUUGGGAGUUCAGGUGUCUUCAUAGGGCCUUUUCCACUUGCAUUUAUUGUCCAUUUAUCUUUCAGUUUUUUCAUUUGCUUAUCCAUACAAGGCUUCUUAAAGGGUUCCCUCUUGCUCUUGUUCUCUCCCAUUUUUUCUCUCACUUGAUUGAAUGAAUUUUUGUACCCAUCUCCCUAUUCUGUCUCUCCUGUCUUUAUAUUGUGUGUGAAAGUGAAUACAUUUACCACAUCUUUCUCAAACAUGCCUUGAUAUUAUCAAUAUGUGCACUAAAACUCAGAAGUUAGUCAGUUGACAUUUUGCAAUAUAUUAUUGAUCUUUAGUGGGUUCUGUUUUUCAUGGAACUGAAGGUCAAGUGGUACAUUUUUAUUUUUAAGCUCUUUUUUGCAAAAAAAGAAAAAAAAAAGAAAAUAAAAAGUUUCUACAAUUCUGUAGUUACUAUACAAACUUGCCAACUUCUUUGUUAUAAGUUGUUUUUAAUGGAUUUUCCUAUCCAUACAUUAUAUUUUUUGGAACACACAAUCAUGGCUAAUGUGGGAUUCCUCAUUCUAAAAUCUGUUCAAUUGUACUUUUGACUCAUAAUGUUUGUAUAGUUCAAUAAAGUCACAAUUGUUAAU
Molecule: messenger RNA, 5158 nt
Organism: Xyrauchen texanus (razorback sucker)
Lineage: Eukaryota; Metazoa; Chordata; Actinopteri; Cypriniformes; Catostomidae
Gene: usp13
Product: ubiquitin specific peptidase 13
Exons: 21
Coding region: 45-2627 (860 amino acids)
Biological process (GO): protein deubiquitination
Molecular function (GO): zinc ion binding; cysteine-type deubiquitinase activity; protein binding
Source: RefSeq, a predicted model, not a curated record